Durio zibethinus is the source of this 3545-nucleotide messenger RNA. Lineage: Eukaryota; Viridiplantae; Streptophyta; Magnoliopsida; Malvales; Malvaceae. The record is from RefSeq and is a predicted model, not a curated record.
UAUUGCUGUUUUUAUUGUUUUGGCUUUUGUCAGUCAGCGUUCUUCCUUCUUGUUUUAUUGUUUGUUCUGCUUCAUAUCAUCAAUUUCCGACCAAUUCCAAAAAAACAAAAAAAGAAAAGAAAAAAAUUAUAUAUGGAGGCUUGUAUUUCAUUGUUGGAUCCAUUCUUAGCUCUCUUGCUGGGAAAGCGGCGGAGAACACAGUUGAUCCUAUUGCACGACAACUUAGUUACUUGUACAAGCAUAAGGGCAAGUUACAAAACCUCAGGGAUCAACUUCAAAAAGUGAAGGAUGCGAGAGAAAGAGUGCAAGAGGAUGGUAAUGCGGCUAAGAGACAGGGAGAGGAGAUAUUUAGCUACGUGGAUGAGUGGUUGUCUAAGGUCAAUGGGAAGAUGUGUGACGUGGAUGAGUGGUUGACUAAGGUCAAUGGGAAUAUCUGUAACGAGGCUGCUGCGCAAUUGGAUGAGGAUGAAGAGAAAGUAAAGCAGGGGUGUUUCGUUGGGUUGUGUCCUAAUUUUAAGUAUUGUUAUCAACUCUGUAGAAAAGCUGAGAAAGAGUUUAACACCAUUGCUGAACUCUUGAAAGAUAACGACCGAUUUGAUGGAGUAUCCCACCGACCUGCUCCAGAAGGGAUAGCUAUUAGACCUGCCAAAGAGUACGAGGCCUUUGAGUCAAGAAAGGGUGCUUUGGAUGCGGUCAUGGAGGCGCUUAAAGAUGCUAAUUUGAGCAUAAUUGGUGUUUACGGGACGUGCGGUGUGGGUAAAACUACCCUAGUCAAACAAGUUGCUAGACAAGCCAAGGAUGAAAAUUUGUUUGAUGAGGUGGUCAUGGCAGCCGUAACCCGGAGUUUUGACAUCAAGAAAAUUCAAGAUCUGAUUGUAGAUCAAUUGAGUGUGGAGUUUACAAAGCAGAGUGACCCCGGAAGAGCAGGCGAACUACGGAACAGACUAAAGAAUUUCAAGAAGGUUCUUGUCAUUUUGGAAUGAUAUUUGGGAGAAAUUGGAUAUGGAGGCUCUAGGAAUUCCUUACGGAGGUGAACACCAAGGAUGCAAGAUCUUACUGAUGUCUAGAGAGCUCAAUAUUUUAUCUUUGAUGCUUUCGCUGAAAAACAUUCGAAUUGAAAUAUUGGAAGAAGAAGAAGCAUGGAACCUGUAUAAGAAGAAGGCUGGUGAUAUUGUUCUAAGCCACUGACUUGCAUAUUACGGCAAUUGAAGUGGCCAAAUAAUGUGCUGGAUUGCCGAUUGCCAUUGUAACAGUUGGGAAGCUAUGAAAAAUAAGAAGAAUUUGUUUGAAUGGAAGACUGCUUUGCAAGAACUAAGCCUCUAAAACACAUUCCUUUCUCCGAUCAAAACCAACAAUGAUUUUUGGCCUAAUAUUGUUCAUCAAAGAAUAAUUUUUCAGUAAUUUUCCUUUUCACCUUCACUAAUAUUGUUCAUUAUGAUUUCAUAAUCCAGUCAACAUAGUCGAGAAUUCUGAAGAUCAGCUCAAUCCUUCAACCGCAAAGAAACAGAGUAAGCCAAAAAUUCUUUCUAUGCAUCUUGAGACCAUAUGGCUUUUGUUGUACUCAUCUAAUGCAAAGGUUUUUCUUUCCUUGAGUAAUGGGUGGCAGAAGGUUUUUUUGUUCUUCCUUAACGUUGCAUAUGUUAAUUUGUUUUGAUUGUUAAUUGUCAUAUUACUAAACGGUAGUGCUGCCAUACUAUUCUAUCUCUAAAGACAAGUUUAAUCGUGUUGCAUUUGAUCAACCUGUAAAUGGUCACAGCUUGUAUCUUUUAGGCUUUUUUGUUUCUAUGAUAACUAAUUUUAGCUUGCCAUGUAUUAUUUGAUCAACCUCAGAAGUGAUAACUUAUGUAGGACUUUUCUAUUUUUAAUGAUCUGGGUAUUGUGAAGUUAAGGAUGACAACAAUUCUGAAGUCAGAGGAUGAGAAAUAUUCUGAAGUGGCAAAAUGACAAGGGUUCUGGAGUUGGGGAUCACAUACUUAUUUUGAACUAGACGAUGAGGGGACUUUUUCAAUGGUGAAUUUCAAGGAUUUGCCACUCUCCCUUUUUGAGAAGGUGAUUUUCUGCUGCAUUGAACCAAUGGCAAAUUCUUGAGUCCAUUGGAUGCCCCAAGGUGUGCCGUGCCUACAACAGCUUGUGAAUGGGCAGUUUAUCCAUCCUGACUGUAACAUGUUCCAUUCUACUUGACUGUCGUGCCGAGUCCGUACGUCCUUGUGGAAUUUUUUGUAGCCCUAUUAUGUUUUAUUAGUGGCGGAGUUCGGAGGCAUGAUUUGAUGCAUCAUGGUGCACAAGCAUUCAACUGUCAAGGAGGUGGAUGGUACGGGGAAAUUGGGCAGAGCGAAUGCUCCUCCCCGAUUUCUGAUAUGGUGAGGGCUAACGCCACCUAAUCCUACUGAUUGAAUGGAAGAAUGGGAAAGAAUCCAAUCGGCACUGAAUGUUUACAAAGUAUUUGUCUCACGUCAAGUGAAGAAGCUGGUUCUUUUCAAACUUAGCAGAAGCUUACUAGUUUCAUUUUUCGUUAAUUGAAAACAUAUACAAGUCAAACACUUGCAGGAAGGCCCAAUGGUUGAGAACUCGUAGAAAUGGAGCAGUUUUUUCUCAUUUUCAUUUUGGACAUUUUCUGUUAGCAUUGACAUAAACAGAACAACCUGCAGCAAGGAUCUUGGUCCUUUGAAAACACUAUAGACCAAGAGUUGCCAACUAUAAGGAACAGAAGAUCAUUGUUCAAGUACAAUGGUUUUUAUUUACAACAGACAUCAGUUUUAAAGUUGGAUUUUUCAGUUAUUUUCUUGAAAGAGUCUUAGGCUUCAAAUCUUAUAAGAGGUGUCUUAUUUUCGUUUUAAACACUGAUAAGCAACUAUGGGAAUUUAAGUUAAUGAAGUUAAUUUAUUCUAUUUGCAGCGGGAAAUGGCUGCUCAAAUUUCUAUCAUCGAUAAAAACCAGUUUUAGUACCAAUUUGAUGUCGCAAUGAACCUGGAAUUUACUAGUAGGGAGUUUAACAUAUUCAAAUGAAGAAGAAAAUUUACUUGUUUAUUCGGUUUGUGUUUAUUAAAGGAUUUAGAAGGAAAGAAACUGUUCAUUUGUUUCGUUUCAGUUUACGCAGUGGAUAGAUCUUAGGCUUGAAUCUCAGUACAGAUAAUACUACCUCAUCCAUCUGACAAGCCUUGAAAACUAGUAGCCCAACAAAAGACCAUAAAUGUGGCUAAAAUAAUGUAUUAGAAAAGAGCUAAAUAUAUGCUACUAUUGGUGAACCAUUUAAGAGAAAAAUAGUAACUCAAACCCAAUACCAACAAACAUAUACGCUACUAUUUCCAUUGUUGUAUCCAUUCCUGGCUCUGUUGUUGGCAAAGCGGCGGAGUACACAGUUGAUCCCACUGCACGACUAGUUAGUUACUUGUUCAAGUAAACGAGCAAGCUUCAAAACCUCAGGGAUCAGCGUCAAAAACUGGAGGAUUCAAGAGAAAGAGUGCAAGAGGCUGUUAAUGACAUGGAACUUGAUUUGUCAAAACGCAGACACAAAAACAUAGCGUGUCCCCAAACACCCACAGUAG